Messenger RNA from Triticum aestivum (bread wheat), 501 nucleotides. RefSeq names its product probable LRR receptor-like serine/threonine-protein kinase At3g47570. Bases 1 to 501 code for a protein of 166 amino acids. Gene Ontology annotation, biological process: protein phosphorylation. Gene Ontology annotation, cellular component: membrane. The record is from RefSeq and is a predicted model, not a curated record. NCBI's taxonomy places the organism in Eukaryota, Viridiplantae, Streptophyta, Magnoliopsida, Poales, Poaceae. The transcript is spliced from 2 exons. Gene Ontology annotation, molecular function: protein kinase activity; ATP binding.
AUGGUGCAGAGGUUAAAUAUUGCCGUUGAUGUUGCUGAUGCACUAGAUUACUUGCACAACUGCGAACCUCCAGUUGUUCACUGUGAUUUGAAGCCAAGCAACAUUCUUCCUUUGAUACAAUAUGGCGAAGGUAGUCAAGUUUCUCCAUCUGGAGAUGUAUACAGCUUUGGAAGUGUCAUCCUUGAGUUGUUUACAGGCAUGGAGCCAACUCAUGACAUGUUCAGAGACGGGUUGACCUUGCAAAAACAUGCCGAGAAUGCAUUUCCAGAUAAGCUAAUGGAGAUUGUUGAUCCUGUCUUACCAUCCAUUGAAGAAAAAUAUGGGAGUAGUUUGCAGAAUCAAAGCAACAGAAUGGAGGAUAUCUGCAACACCAUAUUCUCUAUCAUAGAAGUUGCGCUAUCGUGCUGCAAGCAAGCACCAACAGAGAGGAUGUGCACGAGAGAUGCAGCAGCUGGGAUGCGCAAGAUAAGGGAUAGCCAUGUUAGAAAGAGUACAAGAUGA